GGAACCGCCGGAGUCGCAGCCGCUCCGCAUGGCCAACGUCGCCAAGAAGGUGUCGUGGUCCGGUCGCGACCCCCGCGACGACGAGGACGAGCGUGCGGGGGAGACAACCCCGCUGCUCAACGGAACCGGGCCCGGCGCGGCGGGCGGCGCCCGGCAGUUCACUCCUUCCUCCUUUCUGCGCCCUGGACAGCUGAGCAAUGUGGAUCUCAAUGAGGACAUCCGUGAGCUGGAGACAGAGCUCCCCCGACCGCAUCCCAACGAGAUCCCCCACAAUGAGAAGCUCCUGUCGCUCAAGUACGAGAGCCUGGACUAUGACAACAGUGAAAACCAGCUGUUCCUGGAAGAGGAAAGGAGGAUAAACCAUGCGGCCUUCCGGACCGUGGAAAUCAAGCGCUGGGUCAUCUGUGCCAUGAUUGGCAUCCUCACCGGCCUCGUUGCCUGCUUCAUCGACAUCGUGGUGGAGAACCUGGCUGGGCUGAAGUACCGUGUGGUGAAGGACAACAUCGACAAGUUCACAGAGAAAGGGGGCCUGUCUUUCUCUCUGUUACUCUGGGCCACUCUGAAUGCCAGUGUGGUGAUGGUGGGCUCUGUUAUCGUUGCUUUUAUAGAGCCCGUCGCUGCUGGCAGUGGCAUUCCCCAGAUUAAAUGCUACCUCAAUGGCGUGAAGAUCCCACACGUUGUCCGCCUCAAGACCCUGGUGAUCAAAGUCUGCGGGGUCAUCCUCUCGGUGGUCGGCGGCCUGGCUGUUGGGAAGGAAGGACCAAUGAUUCACUCUGGAUCUGUGAUUGCUGCUGGCAUUUCCCAGGGAAGAUCCACAUCUUUGAAGAGAGACUUCAAGAUCUUUGAGUACUUCCGCAGAGACACAGAAAAAAGGGACUUUGUCUCAGCUGGAGCUGCUGCCGGCGUCUCUGCGGCGUUUGGUGCCCCUGUGGGGGGUGUCCUCUUCAGCUUAGAGGAAGGAGCUUCCUUCUGGAACCAGUUCCUGACAUGGAGAAUUUUCUUUGCCUCCAUGAUCUCCACGUUCACUCUGAACUCUGUCCUGAGUGUUUACCACGGCAAUGCUUGGGAUCUGUCCAGCCCUGGGCUCAUCAAUUUUGGCAGGUUUGAUAGCGAGAAAAUGGGAUACACGAUCCAGGAAAUUCCUAUCUUCAUCUUUAUGGGAGUAGUUGGUGGGAUCCUGGGGGCUCUGUUCAAUGCCCUGAAUUAUUGGUUAACGAUGUUCCGGAUCAGGUACAUCCACAGGCCUUGCCUCCAGGUGAUUGAGGCCAUGCUGGUUGCGGCGGUGACGGCGGCUGUGGGCUUCGUCAUGAUUUACUGCUCUCGAGACUGCCAGCCCAUCCAGGGGAGCUCAGUGGCCUAUCCUCUGCAGCUUUUCUGUGCUGACGGAGAGUACAACUCCAUGGCAACUGCCUUCUUCAACACACCUGAGAAGAGUGUUGUCAACCUCUUCCAUGACCCUCCAGGUUCCUACAACCCCAUGACACUGGGCAUGUUCACCCUGAUGUAUUUCUUCCUGGCUUGCUGGACGUAUGGCCUCACGGUGUCUGCAGGGGUCUUCAUCCCUUCCCUGCUGAUCGGUGCUGCCUGGGGGCGGCUGUUUGGCAUCUCCCUGUCCUACCUGACCAAGGGCUCGAUCUGGGCUGACCCUGGGAAGUAUGCCCUGAUGGGAGCUGCUGCACAGCUGGGUGGGAUAGUGCGGAUGACGCUGAGUCUCACUGUCAUCAUGAUGGAAGCAACAGGCAACGUCACCUAUGGAUUCCCCAUCAUGCUGGUGCUGAUGACAGCAAAGAUUGUGGGAGAUUACUUUGUGGAGGGGCUCUACGACAUGCACAUCCAGCUGCAGAGCGUGCCCUUCCUGCACUGGGAGGCUCCUGUGACGUCCCAUUCACUCACAGCCAGGGAAGUGAUGAGCACGCCCGUCACCUGCCUGCGGAGGAUCGAGCGGGUGGGCACCGUUGUGGACAUCCUCAGUGACACCUCCUCCAACCACAACGGCUUCCCAGUGGUGGAGAGCAACCCCAACACCACACAGGUGGCUGGGCUGCGGGGUUUGAUCCUGCGCUCCCAGCUCAUUGUCCUGCUGAAGCACAAGGUUUUUGUGGAAAGGGCCAACCUGAGCCUGGUGCAGCGGCGACUGAAGCUGAAGGAUUUCCGGGACGCCUAUCCCCGCUUCCCCCCCAUCCAGUCCAUCCACGUCUCCCAGGAUGAGCGCGAGUGCAUGAUUGAUCUGAGCGAGUUCAUGAACCCCUCGCCCUACACUGUGCCGCAGGAGGCGUCUCUGCCGCGGGUGUUCAAACUUUUCCGAGCCCUGGGCCUCCGGCAUUUGGUGGUUGUGAAUAAUCACAAUGAGGUGGUGGGCAUGGUCACCCGCAAAGACCUCGCCAGGUACCGCCUGGGGAAGGAGGGACUGGAGGAGCUGUCGCUGGCACAAACGUGACGUGGGGCAGCACGACCCAGCAGAGUUGUGCCCUGGUCCCCGGCCCCUCUGAGACCAGGACCCUAUUUUGGUGGAGCAGGGAGAGGACAGGGUUGGCUUGUGGAGGCAUCACGGUGCCUGGAGCACCGACCCAGCCACACUGCCCUGGCUCUCCGUGUGUUGCUGCCUUCUCCAGUCUGCUGGCUCCCCUUCUCCUCUUCCUCACUACUUCCUCUGCUUCCCUGAGGGAUCAAAAUACACGGUUAGCUCUGUUAGCUCCUUGCAUAGGUUCGUCACGGGUUGGGUGAAGGCAGGAGUGGGCCCAGGGGAGCUGGCAUGCCCUGCUGAGCUGGGCCCAGUCUUUCUGCCACAGUCUCUGCCCUCUGUCUCUGCUGCCACCCUGGGCUGUCUGGGCCUGGCCCUGGCUGAGCACCCCCUAUGGGGCUGGGUCAGGCUGUGUGGGGAUGGGAAGUGGUGGGGCUCCUCCUGCUUCAAAGUCCCUGUCCCUUCUCCCUAUGCUGCUGCCAACUGUGGGGGUGAGCCCUGUGCCACACUCCUGCAAUUCUGCUCCUCUGGCUGGAGGAGUUCCCUGCCCUGCUGUGCAAUAAAAGGGCUCCCAUGGUUCAGCAGCUGCUGCCUCCAUCUCUUUUUUGGCUCCCUCAGCUGCUUUGCCUCUAAGGGCAAGGUGUGAGGGAUAGUGUGGCCAUGCCUGGGCUCUAAGUGGGGAGGGGAAGAGGAGAACCCCCUUUUCCUUGGGGGGUGGUGGUCCUAGAGCAUGGUCCCCUCGGACUCCUGCUCUCCUCCAAGUCCCAGAAGUGCUUCUUCAGUGAUGCUGGGUCCUCAGCUGUAUUUCUGUAUGUGCUGCAGUUUGGUCCAGACUGGUGCAGUAGCCUGGGUCCUGCUGGGCUGGGCCACAGGGGGAGACCAGUCUGUUUCUCCCUGGGUGAGGAGAGUUUCCAGCCCUCACAUCCCCCUGGUGUAACUCCCCCCCCUCUGUCUUCCUUCGCCAUCAUCACUACAGGUGCUGGCCCUAUCCCUGCUCCUUGCACUGCACCAUGCCCUGCAGUGGCAACACCCUAUGCUGUGCUCUGGGCUGAGAGCUGUGCAGGGCAGAGGAAUGCUGGUACCUGUGGGCUUCCAACCACUUCUGUGCUGAAAUAAACCCUGUUUGUACUUUUA
Molecule: messenger RNA, 3595 nt
Organism: Lagopus leucura (white-tailed ptarmigan)
Lineage: Eukaryota; Metazoa; Chordata; Aves; Galliformes; Phasianidae
Gene: CLCN7
Product: chloride voltage-gated channel 7
Exons: 25
Coding region: 29-2437 (802 amino acids)
Biological process (GO): chloride transport; transmembrane transport
Cellular component (GO): lysosomal membrane; intracellular membrane-bounded organelle
Molecular function (GO): voltage-gated chloride channel activity
Source: RefSeq, a predicted model, not a curated record